This is a messenger RNA of Peronospora farinosa, 4407 nucleotides long. The record is from the annotation of a GenBank genome assembly. Lineage: Eukaryota; Oomycota; Peronosporomycetes; Peronosporales; Peronosporaceae.
AUGACAUCCCCCACACUUUCUCCCGCGCCGUGGCGACGUCGGGAAAUCUUAUCACGCUCGAGCUUUAACUCAUCCAAUCACCCUCUCCAACGCUCUGUCGACCCCAUUACAAGCUACAACACUCUUCGCACCAGCAAUAUCAAUUCAUCGAAUGUAUCGUCGUAUCCGAUACUAGGUCUAUCAAUGUCGGCAGCUCGUAAGCGUCUACUCAAGGCCAUUGAGCGUAAAAUUCAGGAGAAAGAAGACUCGUCCAAUUUGACGACAGAGUUCCGGGACCCGUUUGCAUUGCUGCUGGCGCUUUGUGCCUCAUUUCGCUUUGCAGAUGCCGCUAGACGUGUUGUUGAAGCGGAGAGAGACCAUGCCUCUUCUGCAGUGGCUGAAGGGCUGUUUCUAGUGGCCGCUGCCGUGGGAAAUUUCCUCCUUAAUAUGAUGCAGAAGCGUCGCCAUCACGCAGAAAUGGCCGAGAGAGCUCGAGUUGCAGUGCAGCAGAUGUUGCGAGAUAGUGACAAAAAGAUGAAACAGAAGGAGCAGGACCAAGUGCCACCCGCCUGGCUUGGGUCUGGAACUCAGCCGACGGUUCUCUUGCCGUCGAAUAGCUACGUUACGUGCUACAGAGACAAUCAAUGGCAACGAAUGCCUAUGAAUUUGUUAGUGAAAGGAGAUAUUGUCGGCUUGAUGAGUGGAGAUAUUGCUCCGGGAAGAGUUCGACCCGUCGAAGUGGACGAGAAUGAAGAACAGCCGGUGUAUUUAAGAGGAUGUAAACUGCCUCCGUGGACUACAAGGCAUGCAAAAGACAUGACAAGGUGUACAGCAACGUUUGACCCGCCGUUGUUACUAGAGUUGUGUGGUGAGAUGCGAAUAUUCGAAGUGAUGGAGACGCCGGUGGUGCGAGAUGUUGAAAACGCUCUUUUUCAUAUUAACAGGCCCGUGACACCGACACAGAAGCUGCAGGCACAAGCAAGACGUAUAGCGGUGUAUAUAUGCACGUUAUACUCGGCCUUGGUGCUUGCAGCGAUUGGACUUCGCGCGGCUGUGCAGCACCGGUCGCUUGAAACUACUCUUACGCACAUUCUCCUCGGGCCAAUGGGCAUUUGGUUGUGUUUCGCCUCACUCAAUACACCGUUGGUUCUGUUUGUUGCCGAAGCGGCUGCCACUGCGUCUAUCUUAGGCUCUUUUGACAGCAUCUUGGUCCCGAAUGAAUCUAAUAAGCAAGUGUCAAAGGAGACUGCAGAAAACGACGAUGAUUACACUGAGAAGCAAGUACAAGAGGGGACUGUGCCGGACGUAGAUAAAGGGACUUCAAAGGCAUUUAAGAAAAAAAGGGAAAAUAGUACUCGUAUCGACAGCGCAAUGGCGUCGAUUUUAAAAGCGACAGUGCUGGUGCCACCCGACGUUUACGACGUUGAAGACCGAGAGAGACUGCGCUCAGAAAAGGCUCAAAAGCAAUCUGCCAUUAUGCGGUCGCUUCAAUACUUUUGGAUUGUGCUUCGCUUUCGUAUAAUGCGCUGUGAUCGCGCACAUGUGUCUGAUUGGCGACAUCUACCUGUACCAUUCCGCUCUUUUCGAUUGCUGGAGCGUUUGGGAAACAUCACAAUGUUAUGUUGCUUCGACGAUGAUAUUUUAUGCGAGCAAACGCCGUCCGUGGAGGAGAUUUUUCUCCUUAACGACAAGCAGAACAACAACUCGACGGUUCUAGAUCUGCAUGCUGAGCGCCAUUGUGACACUGGACUUAAGUUUGAAGACCCAAAGUGGAAGCAGUACUUACCGUCACUAAAGCCAAUCGGGUUAGCGAUCAUGGUAAACGACAACGAAAACCCAGCACGACAUUACGAUGAGAAUAUGCGCUAUCUAGUGAAUGAAGGGCUUUAUUCGGGCGAUGAUAGAGGAACACGGGAUCCAUAUUUGCGAAGCUGCAUGCAGCGUCUAUCGGCUCACAUUCGAAUGCUGCCGUUUCCAAAACAUUUGCUAAACCUUUCUCGAGAAAUGGGCUUUUCUAUCGCUGAUGAUUUGACGACGUUUCAAAGACGGCAGUCCAUUCAUAUUAUCUGUCCUCGACUGGCGCAUCAUGAACACAUGAACGACCACCACGACCAGGGCCAAGAAGAUACACGAUAUCGGGGCAAUCUCAAGUCACACCUCUAUUCAACAGUGAUACUUGACAAGCGUUCACAUCGCCAUCAAUUACUGUCACGUGGCCACCCUACGGUCGCGCUGGCUCACUGCAGCGAAUAUUGGGAUGGUAAGUCCAUAUGCCCACUGACAAAUGAGAAACAACGCGCCAUUCUCGAUAUGUAUAACCAAUGGCGCGUUGAGGAUCUGGAAUGCAUUGCAUUUUCGUACGUUCCUGUCCCUCACAAGCUCAAUAAUCUCUUUACCCGCAAUAGUUCAAGCAGCGAUGGCGACAACCUUCUCGACUUACCCGGUGCUGGCUCCACUGGAGCUACGCUGCCACCUGUGUAUCUUGUAGAUGACAGCACGACCAGUGAAUUGAACUCUCCACAGUCGAUGGCGAGACGAAAUAGCGUGCCAUUCUCUAGCACCAUGAGUGAAGAUCAGGGAUACGGACAAGACUGCCGACGCCAAAAGCAUUCUAUAAUGUCACCACCAGCCACGCCAAAAUCGAUUGACGAUUUGGCGGUAGACCAGGGUUUGAUCUUAGGGGCACGAGCAGCUAAGUCAACGGGAGCUCCUCCAUGCGAGCAAGCAGCACCACUUUCCAGAAGACGUGGAAACUUGACGUUAAGUGACUUUGACCUGUCCACGGGGCAGCAGCCAUCCGACACGAGCUCCAUUGAGAAAGAGUCAAUGCUCUGGCGCAUUCAGGAUGACCAGAUCUUUUUGGGCAUGGUUGCAACAGGAGUCCAGCCAAAGCAAUAUAUUCCUGACUUUAUUGAAGACUUGAAUGCUUGUGGCAUUCGCUUCGUGUACUUCUCUCCACGCAAUAUGCGCAGAAGCAAACUACUUGCCGAGAAGAUGGGUAUCGAGACGGACUGGAAUUGCGCUAUAUCACUGCGCUCACUUAACAGCGACGGCCCCGACCCUCAUCGCAUGACUUCAAAUUACUCGGAUUGGGACGUGAAAGCUCGCCUGCCGCAUGGUGUAGACGAUAUAAAGCGACACCUGGAGGAAGUGGAUAAUGUGCCAUUAUUGGUGUCGCUUUAUACGGACAGUACGCCAGAAACGAUCAGCGAGAUGAUUUCUAUCUUUCAAGAAAACCAUGAAGUAGUCAUGGGUGUUGGGUCUUCUUUGAAAGAAAGCAACGCACCUCUAUUUUCAAAGGCAGAUUUGGCGGUGGCAUUACAGGGUGGCGUCCAAGCAUUUUUCGAUAAGCCAAUUCCUCGUGGAAAAGAGCUUUCUGUGUUUUCCGACGAUGAUAUUCAGUUUAGUCACAUUCUGAACACGCUGGCGUGUGCUUUUCGCCUGAGGAGUGCCCCAGAGGAUGCACGAAACUGUACCUCAGAUUCUGUGGAUAGCAAGGAUGAUGCCACUACGGGCGCAACAGCUACUGUGGCCCAUCUACUCGAACUUAUCCGGCUGGGACGGCGCGUGCUUACCAAUUUUAAUCAGAUGAACACAUUUAUCUUCGUGUCGCAGCUUUUCAUCGCCACGGUCAUCCUUGCCUCAUAUGCUAUACCUUUUCCGCAUGCGCCCCAGCUGAGCUGCUCGUCGAUUUUCUGGUUGUUGUGGGUAUUGGUGCCGGCACUCAGUCUCUCCAUGCUUGCCUCCGUAAGCGAGAAGGACACCAUGAAAAAGACUCCGCGCAAGAACGCAGAGUGUGAUAUGGAGGAUGAUCUGCCGCGGUUGAUCGUCUAUUUUUUAAUACGCCAUGUGCCGUCCGUGUUGCUAUCAAUUGCCGUCUUUGAGUGCUUGCUUGGUUUUUCUCUUCAAGCGUCAAGCCUUUCCGACCCGAACGCUUUCGGGAGCGGGAGAUUUCAUAACUUCCGAUGGAUGGAUUUCAUGUUUGACAACGAACUAAUGACGGUAAGGCCCCGACCAGCUACUGUUGCUGCUGCAAUGGAUCGCGCUGAAGCCGGUAUGCUGCUGUCGAUUGGCAUCUGUAUCGUGGCCUCGUCUUGCGGAUACCUAUACCGAUGCGAGAGUAUAUUUAUAGUAUCCCCAUUUCAAAACAUCAUGUGGGUGACCGUAGCGUCCGUGCUGGUAUGCUUGCAAUUAAUACUCAGCACGCUCCGUGCAGGAAUCGUUGGUGCCGAUGAAGUCCUUCUUUGGCAUUUUGUGAGCGAGUCAGUCCCUCGGGUUUUCUGGGUUUUAACUGUGGGCGUGUGGCCACUGGUUAUAAUAUGCGUAGAUGAAGCCGUAAAGAUGCAUGACAAACGGCACCUUGUGCGCUACAACAAGUUCCUUCGGAUGCAGUUUGACACGCGUCUUGGCAUGUGGAGCCCUAAAUAA